Tachysurus vachellii is the source of this 4698-nucleotide messenger RNA. It is a transcript of the gene pbxip1b, whose product is annotated as pre-B-cell leukemia homeobox interacting protein 1b. The transcript is spliced from 11 exons. The record is from RefSeq and is a predicted model, not a curated record. NCBI's taxonomy places the organism in Eukaryota, Metazoa, Chordata, Actinopteri, Siluriformes, Bagridae. The coding region runs from base 191 to 2686 and encodes 831 amino acids.
AAGACGGACGACAGCUGGAAACUUACUGAAGACUCGAAGAGGAGAAGAGAAGAGAAGAGAAGAGCGCUUGUGGGUUUAAAAGGUUCCAGACCACUUGAGUAAGAUCUUUAUUCCGGUCAAGGUCACAGAGGAUCCGGAGCCUUUCCCAGGAACACCGAGCUUCAGUUGCUCAACAGAGGCCUCUGGGUCUAUGGCCAACAACAGCAGCACCAAUAGCAACAGUUGGACCAUUCUUGCUCCAGAGGUAAAGGAGUCUGGAGUAGAGAGCAUGGGUCCGCUGUCUGAUGGUCAGGGAGAACUACAUGCAGAACUAACUGUCACACAAUCUGCAGCAUUCGCAGACAUUCCCACAGAGCAAUCUCACCCUCCUGAUUCUCCACAGGUGACGCCACUAGAGAGCAGUGAAGAUGCAGCUGUUUUGCACAGUACCACUGCAAAAGAGGAAACCGCAUCCAGCAUCCCUGCUCAUGUUGAAACCCUGACUUCUUUGACCCCUGACCGUGGAGAGAAAAGUGUAGAUGACUCUGCAAGCCAACCCCUUAUUGAUACAGAAUCAUUCUCUGACUCUUACACACAUAUCGGCCCUUCGCUUGUGUCCUCUUCACUUCUCGGAGUUGCAGAAGAAGAGGAAGGAGAAGAAGAGAGAAUUUCACAAGGGGAAAAGAAGGGUGAGCUGUGGAAGAGUCUGAGAGAAGAGGGUACGUCAGAAGAGACCGUGAAUGAGGGUGAUGGAUUACGGAGGAGGAAUGUCUCUGUCCUGUCCCCUUUGUACCAUCGAGAUGAGCAGCAGGAGGAGGAAGAGGCUGAGGAAGAGCAGUUCAGACAACCACUGAGAGAAGGAGAAGGAGACAUCGGUUUCACUCUGAACAAGUGCAUUUUUGGAGCACUCAUUCUUCUGGGCCUCGGCACCAUAUUCUUCUCUGGUGUGCUCAUGGACCUGGAUGACGAAGGAGAUGCUGAUGCCAAGGACAUGAAAUAUCCAGAAGCCAAAAAGUGGUUGAAUUCGGAUGCUCAAGAAGACAUACCUGGUGGUGUCCAGCCACCAGAAAUACUGGACAAAAUGGCCAAGGGGUACGAGCAACUUGCCGGCUUACAGGCACAGCUUCAGAAACAGGAAGUGGAAUUAAAGGCUGCAGAACUGCAAGUGGAGGAAGGAACCAAGGAGAGACUGUGGAGAGAGGAGCUGGAGGCAGAAAACCAGAGGAUAAGAAAAGAGAUGGAUAAACUGCCUGUCCUUCAGAAAGAGUACGAGCAAGAAAAAGAAAGGGUAAAGAGAGAGAGUGAGCGAUUUAUUAAGGAGCUUGAAGCACUUCCAGCUAUGCAGAAAGAGCUGGAGCACCUAAGGGAUAAAGUUACGGAGCUCACGCAGAAUAAAGCGAGCGUGCAGGCUGUGACGCCCUCUGCUGGACAAGAAGAGGUACCUGGUGGUGAGGAGAGGAAAGAGAAAAAGGAUAAAAAAGCUCUGCUUAAAGAGAAAGAUCCUAGGACAGAAAAUAAGGACUGGAAGAAAGAGAAAAGUAUAAAGAUAGAUGAGCAAGAUGGCAAGUGGAAAAGCACGAAGGAUCGUAAAGAGUGGGAGAAAGAAGAAGACAAGCAAGGGAAGCACAAGGGAGAAGGGAAAAACAAGCAAAAAGAACAUAAGCAAGAAGAUACUCAUAGAUGGAAGCUUGAUGGAGAAAAAAGUAAGAUUAAGGAAAGGAGUGGGAAAAGAGACUGGAAGGGAGAGAAAAAGGAGAAAUAUGGAGAGUUUGUUGACAGGAAAGGAAAAGAAGAUAAGGAAUUAAAGCAAAAACCCUUGAAAAAGGAGGAAGACUGGAAAAGGGAUAAACAAGUUAGUAGGAAUAACAAAGAGUGGAAAGGGAAAGGUGACAAAAAGAAGGACUGGAAAGAGGGAAAAGAAAAAUGGGGUGAUGAAAAAGAGAGAGGAGCUUUAGGUGAUGAAAAGUACAGUGAGAGAAUCCAAAAGGAGAAAACCAAGAAAGGCAAGAAAGAAGAACACAACGAUGACAGUGGAAAAAAACAAAGAGGGGAGAAGCACCAAGCUGGGAAAGAGAAAGACAAACCUAAAAGUAAACAGAAAACCGAAGGAUGGAAGGAGGAGAAAAAAUACAAAGACAAGAAUCCUAAAAAAGAGGAGAAGAUGAGCAGAAAAGGCAAACACGAGGCAUCACAUCAUUCCUACAGUGACCAAAAACACAGCAAAGACCACGUGCACGUCAACUACUGGGAUAAACAGAGGGAGAAGAUCCGUCACUUUUACGGGUCAACGGAAGAGUGUGCUGAUGUCACAGCCUGUGCACACGCAGAGGGGCUUGCUCCCGUUUCCCAACAAGAUUUCGAGACAUUCGUCUCUGGUUAUUUGACGAAACUUCAAGGACACAGGGACCAAACUUCCAGAAAAGAGGAACUGAGCAAGCUAAUCAGCGAGUUCUUCACCAACGGAGUCUUCGUCCAUGACCAAAUACCAUUCAGUGAGUUUGUGGAGGACGUGGAGGACAUUUUGGAAGACAUAGCAGAUGAUGAUGAUGAUGAUGAUGAUGAUGAUGAUGACGACGACGAUGAUGAAGACGUAGAGCUAGAGAAUGAGAUGAAUGGAUUUGCAACAGAAGCAAUGCAGAAUUUUGUGCUUCGGGAGAAAGAGGAAGAGAAAAGAGGGGGAAGUGGAAGGAAAAGGAUGAAAGGGUAAAAGGGUAGCGUUCUAGACAGGAUCUUGAUUAAAGUGUGUCGUGUGUAGUUCUAGCACUGAAGCCUAAAGCGUAUCAUUUGUAAUAUAAGGGUUCCACAUUUACAUGCACAUGUUUGGUUCAAAACACGGAAAUCUAAGCACUGCUACUGUAUAACUGUUUCCUGUGUGUGUGUGUGUGUGUGUGUGUGUGUGUGGAUAUGUUCUGUAACAUGAUAGCAGCUCUGCGGUUCAUACCUAAUGACAUGAGUAAAACUCUGUUAAUUACUCUCUAAAUCUGCCCUAAAUGUCUGCAUAAAGUGUGUGUGUGUGUGUGUGAGACAGAGAGAGUGAGUGUGUGUGUGUGAGAGACGGAGACGAUGUGCACGAGUGGGUGUGUGCGGGCGUGUUUGUGUGAGAGAGAGAGAGUGUGUGUGUGUGUGAGAGAGAGAGCGAGUGAGCGCGUGUGUGUGAGAGAGCGAGCGAGCAUGUGUGUGUGUGUGUGUGUGUGUGUGUGUGUGAGAGCGAGCGAGCGUGUGUGAGAAAUGUCACUUCCUGUUAGUGACUGCUGGUCCAGUAAUUUUAGUUUGUGUUAUUUCCCAUGGACAGCUUUCUGUCAGCCAUAUGAAAUAGAACAGAAUAGAAAUAUGUACAUGAGCUUUCAUUGCAAUUCAAGAGUUGCUUUUCUUAUGCAUCAUAGAAUGUUCAGUAUAUGGCUAAAAGUUUGUACACCCAUUGUUGAACAUCUUAUUCCAGAUUUUGUCCCCCUUUGCCGUUAUGAUUUCCCCUUUUGUGUUCAUUCAGCCACAAGAAUCCAUUCAGUGGGUGCAACACAUCUGAAAGUGUUCAGUGGGAAUGAGGUCAGGGCUCUGGGAAGUUCUUUCACUGCAAGCUUCAAAAGCCAUAUCUUCAUGCAGCUCGCUUUGUGCGCAGGGACAUUGUGAUGCUGGACCAGGGGAAUUGAUAAAGACACAGCAGACAGGGACAUUCUGUAGAGUUGUGCGCUUCCAAUUUUGUGGCAACGGUUCUGGGAACAACUAUACAUGGGUGUGAUGGUCAGGUGUCCACAUGUUUUUAAUGAUUUUUUUUUUGGAAAAACAUUACUGGCUUCAUGUAGUUAUAAGAAGAAGCAGAAUUUAUUUGUCACAUAUACAAUACAGCAUAUAUCCUAGCGUAGGACGUUGGGGUCAAAGCACCUCGGGAAAAGAGUAGGGCCUUAAGCGCCUUGCUCAAGGACCCAACAGUGCCAGAGCCUUAACCGUCGUGCUAGCAGUGCUAAGAUUUUUUCACAAUGUACUAUAAUUCCUGUUCUGGAUCACAUUUCCGAUUGUUUGUUUUGCUUAUUUAUUAAUUUUGUUUCUGUUCUUUGUUAUGUUUAGCUUUGUGUUGUUUAAUGAUUGAGACUUGUUCAGAAAGUAAGUUAUUAGUAUUCUUACACCUAGUUCAUAUUUUCUAGAAUAGACCUGCACGGUCAGCAUUGACUCUACUCUACUUAUUUUGGUGUAUUGCACUUCACAGUACGUUUUGUUUACAGUUGAAAAACUAUUGUCACUCUGUACAACAUAUUAAAAUAUUUGUCCACAUGUAUGACAAAAUAUCUAUUUUUAUUGAGAAACACAAAACUAUGAAGGUUUCGUUUUGAAAUGUCUUACCGUGAUCAUUAUUAAUAAGAAGUGAACAAAUCUAUGUAAAACACGGCACAGAUCUGAACAAGGAAUUAUAGAUAUUAUUAACCAGUUAACUAUACUGUUCAGAUACUUGUGUUAUGCAAUAAUUUAAUAAGUACGACGAGUACUAGGGAUCAUGCUAAAAUGUCUGUGCUUGGGAAUAGAGAAUAUCAGGGAACACAGUAAACCAUAUUUCUUGUAAUUAUCUUUUCAUGAAAUCAGUCAAACAAAACAGCGAUUUUAAAAUAGCAACCUGCUGUUUUUCAGUUCUGCUUGUACUCUGGCUUCGCUGAAUGCUAACUCAUGUGAAACAUUUCACAUUGCACUUUUCAUUUUUCACAUUUCUCUAAUAAAGCUACAUUUACUCAA